This is a messenger RNA of Gossypium raimondii (Peruvian cotton), 657 nucleotides long. RefSeq lists its product as uncharacterized. Gene Ontology annotation, biological process: double-strand break repair via homologous recombination. Gene Ontology annotation, cellular component: Shu complex. NCBI's taxonomy places the organism in Eukaryota, Viridiplantae, Streptophyta, Magnoliopsida, Malvales, Malvaceae. The record is from RefSeq and is a predicted model, not a curated record. Gene Ontology annotation, molecular function: zinc ion binding. The transcript has 5 exons. Bases 143 to 541 code for a protein of 132 amino acids.
AACGAGAGGAAAAUAACAAAUUCCUAGAAAAUCUACAAUUUUGUGCGCUAAAAAAGAAAAUACAAAUAGUCGUUUCAGUAUAAUUUUCUCGGAAAAUAACCAAAAUCCAGUCCUUUAAGCUUCAACAUCCAAAGAAAAAAGAAUGACUGCAAGUCAUUUGGUUGCUGAAUCCGUGUGGAAAACAAUAGAGUCAACUCAUUCAGUAAAUGAAGAGCAACUAUCAAUCUUGCAUUUUCUGUUUGGUAAAAACUUCGAGAGAGCAACAAGGAUAGUUGACCAAAGGGGUGUCAAGAAAAUCUCCGGUGAACCCAGCGGUCGUUUUAUCUUUCAGGUUGUGGGAGAAUCUAGAAGAAAAGAAGAAUAUUUCUGUUUUGCUGAACAUUAUUGUGCUUGUUAUUCAUUCUUUUAUGAUGUAAUUAACAGAGCAGAACAGCUUUGUUGUAAGCAUCAAUUAGCUGCAAGGCUUGCUGGAUCAUUGGGAGCUUGUAUUGAAGUUAAAGUGUCUGAUGAACAGCUAGCUGUAUUACUUUCAGAGCUCUAAAUUUUUGUAGUAAAAUCGUAGCGGGUCGUAUCUGAAAUUUAAUCUAGUCGGUUCAUGCAGUUACCUUUAAAGAAAUGACAUUCAAUAAAUAUGAUUCAAUUCUUGAUAAAUAAAAA